This is a messenger RNA of Mucor mucedo, 2577 nucleotides long. RefSeq lists its product as uncharacterized. The annotation marks the transcript as partial. The record is from RefSeq and is a predicted model, not a curated record. The transcript is spliced from 2 exons. Gene Ontology annotation, molecular function: protein binding. NCBI's taxonomy places the organism in Eukaryota, Fungi, Mucoromycota, Mucoromycetes, Mucorales, Mucoraceae.
UGGGUAUUCUAUCAGUCCAUUUUGAUCAUUUUUUUUUUUUUUUUGACCAUAGCAGAAUAAAAAGCAAAAAGAAAAAAGAAAAAAAAAAAGGGAAAAAGAGUGGGAAGAAAAAUAAAAGCAGUGAAUGACGACCCAACAAAGAGUUUUUGAAACAAAACGAGCGCAAGAAGACAGCAGUGCGAUGGAUACGGGGUUAAUUCGAUGUGUGUGUACCUCAACCGAAGAUGAUGGAUUCACCAUUCAAUGUGAACGUUGUCUCGUGUGGCAACAUGCUUACUGUGUUCAUAUUUCUCAAAGCACGAUUCCGGACCAUUACUUAUGUGACCAAUGCAGUCAACGAAAACGUCCUAAACUCUCCAAACGUAUCCCGAUUGCCAAAAACAAGCUUCAGCAAUUGGACGCUAAAGACGAACCUUCCUCCUUUAAUAAGAAGAAAAAGAAACAUGUCAAGAGUCGCAUCGUAUCACGUCAUGUGCAUGCCAUCUUUUGUGAGGCCAAGGAACGUUGGGGUCGAUGGAAACAUCAGGAAGGGUUAUACGACCAUGGUCCGUUUGUCACCAUGGAUACCGUGACUUUCUUGACAAAGGGUGUCUUGAUCAACACACCUGUUUCCAAUCAAGGUCUGUUCGCCCAUCGACCGAUUCCUGCCUUACGUUAUCUCAUGCAAGUGACGGGGGAUGUCCUUCUCAAGUCGGAAUUCAAGUUUGAUCCUGUCCAUGAUUUCGUCUUGUUGGGUACGCCCUUGAGUCACAUGAUGUUUUACCCUUCAUUGGAUGCAUGUAUCGAUACACGCCAAUUUGGAAACAAGGCCAGGUACAUUCGACGUUCGUGUCAUCCCAAUGCCGAGUUACGCAAUGUGGUUUUACCACGAGACGAUAAAACGAUUCAUCUUGGAUUAUUUGCACGUCAUUUUAUCGAGAAGGGACAGCAAGUGACGAUCAGUUGGGGCUGGCAACGAGGUCAUAUUAGUUGGAAGGAAAAUAUGAAUUGGCAUCAUCAACAUAAACUACGUCACGGUGGAUCCGAGGGGAGUCAACAUCAAGUGAUUGAUGAAGAGGAAGAACGUAAGCGACGCCAUACGAUCGGAGUCAUGUUGGAACGAUUUGAAAAGGAAUUUGGAUCGUGUGCUUGUUUGAAUAAACGACGUUGUUUAAUUGAACAUUUACGUCGACAGAUUGCACCUCCUAUAAAAGAGAAAAAACUCAAGUUACCUGCCGUCAAUAUCUUACCUUCCUUGAAAAGAAGGGCUUCGGAUAAUAUCAUCUUGUUAAAACCAAAGGAACCCAAAAAGAAAUCCGAAGAAAAUAGUCUGAUUGAUAUCACUUCGAAUUCGCCCCCUCCUCCUCUUCCUCCUCCUCCUCCUACUCCUGCUACCCAUGUGUCCGUUACCGCUUUGGAUUCAGUCAAGGAAGUAUCGGAUGAUGAAUUACUGGAUGUGGAAGGAGAUAUUGAUAUAGGUGAUGAUUUACCCCAUAAGGACGCUUUACCUUUACUGGAAGAAAACAGUAGUGAUGAUCAAGACGAGCAUGCGGAUCUUUCAUCACUGUCUUCUUUAUCCAGUUUAUCGGUCUUUGAAGAAUCGAACAAUGAUAUGACGGAUGAUGAAGAAUCUAGAGCAAGGUCACGUCGAAAGAAACAAUCCCGACACAAGCGAUCCCAUCCUCAUCACCAUCAACAUAUUCCUUACUCUUCCUCCUCCACCACCACCACUUCCGCUCCCACCGCAUCGACAGUUUUACCGCGUAAAAAGCUCUGGAUGCGUGAUUACCUCAAUAAACACGUCUCUGACGAACCCCCAGAUGCGCAUGAUUAUACCAACGAGACUCCGAUGGAUAUCGACAAUACCCACCAGCAAAUGCGGAUAUUCAAUAGUGAUCGAGCCCUGGUGGAUGCUACACCCGAAGAUAUGGAAGCCGCCAAAUUAUUACUGGAUGCCAUGGCCGCGAACGAGAUACCCUACAUGCAUCAUCCUGUUGUUGUGGUGGAUGAAGGUGAAUUGAGUGAUGCAUCUACCAUCUUGUUGGACGGAGACGAAAUCCAACGUGCUUAUGAGGAUCGUCGAGAAUCCGUCAGUAUGUAUGAGUCUCCUAGGUUGGAAGUCGGGCCUUUAGAACAGAUACAGAGGGAUGAUGUUUAUACAUCUCCCUUUUACCACCCUACUCAGCCGCCUAUGGCUUCUGUUCGUCAUACACCUGCUACUACUCCUGUUGAGGUGGUAAACGAUGUACCUGCUGCUGCUGCUGCUGCUGCUGCUGCUGCUGCUACUACUACUACUACUACUGUGGUAGUGGUAAGCGAUACACACGUACCUACUGUUGUGGUGAACGAUGCGCCUACUGCUGUUGUAGUGAAUGAUACGCCUGCUGAUGUUGUGGUGAACCAUGUACCACCACCUGCACAAACAGUCCAGACGACGGGUGUGCCACCAUGCAAGGAAAUUGUGGACAAAGGGAAUGAAAAGGAAGAAAAUGACUCAUUGGGGCCUAUACCAUUGAAAAAAGAAGAAAAGAAACCUAUACGAAAGAUUUCAUUACAAGAAUACCUCUACAAUCAACAACAACAAAAAAGCAUUCAUCC